AGUAAUUUGAGCAGGAGCUACUGUAUUUCAAUGAGCUGGUCCUGUUCAUCACAUUCCCGUCCUCGCUACCUCUUCGUUCAAGAGUAAGGUACUUCAAAAGCAUCACCACCAACCUUGACCAUCAACACCUGAGCCUGGGAUCUUUCAACGGUAACUUCCACGCAAUGGUGUCCAUCAAGACAGUCGCUGUUCUCGGAGUAAGAAAAUCAAAUACCACGCAAUCCGUCAUGGAAUCAGUAUUGCAUAUUGCUAACGUACACGAACAGGGCAGCGGCAACCUUGGUCCGGCCGUGAUCACCGAGCUCGUCUCCGCAGGCUUCUCGGUCACGGGGGUGACGCGGGAGGGAUCCACGAACUCGACGCCCAAGUUCCCCGACAGCCUCCCCGUCAAGAAGGUAGAUUACAGUUCCUUCGACGCCCUCAAGGACGCAUUUCACGGCCAAGAUGCGGUCGUCUCGGUCGUCGGCGCGCCUGGGAUCGCCGCACAGAAGACGGCCAUCGACGCGGCGCUGGCGGCCGGCGUCAAGCGCUUCAUCCCGUCCGAGUUCGGCAUCCACACGCGCAAGGUGCGCGGGACCUCGAUCGGAAAGAUCCUGGCGGGCAAGAUCGCCAUCGUGGAUUACUUGGAGGAGAAGGUGAAGGAGAAUCCGGAGUUUACGUGGACGGGCUUGUCGACGGGGCUGUUCUUCGAUUGGGGUCUCGACUUCUCCGGCCUGGGAACUGUCAACCUCAACGACAAGACGGCCACGGUUAUCGACUCGGGCAACGAAAAGUUCUAUGCAAGCAAUCUCGCCCACAUCGGCAGGGCCGUGGCCGGCAUCCUGAAGCACCCGGACGAGACGGCAAACAAGUACCUUGCCACGGCGUCGUUCAACCUCUCGCAGAACGAGCUCAUCGCGCUGGUCGAGGAGCUCACGGGGUCGAAGCUCCCCGUCACGAAACUGAAGUCGGCCGACCUGCAGAAGGCAGGCGAAGAGAAGCUCGCGGCGGGCGAUCCGCGGGCGUUUGUGGACUUCUUGAGGGCGCACAACUCUGCAGAUGGCGCUGGGAAUGCGCUGACGGAGGACGAGAGCGCGAAUAAGUUGAUCGGCGUGCCAUACGAGGAUCUGAAGGCGUCUGUAGAGAGUUGGCUGAGGCGGAAGAGUGUGUUGUAAGGAACAUGGUCUGGGCCAUAUGAGCUAAGGAGGGAGGAUGAAUCCUGUGCUAUGUCGUAGUAUUUGCUCUCCGGUGUGACC
Molecule: messenger RNA, 1235 nt
Organism: Chaetomium strumarium
Lineage: Eukaryota; Fungi; Ascomycota; Sordariomycetes; Sordariales; Chaetomiaceae
Exons: 2
Coding region: 165-1154 (329 amino acids)
Molecular function (GO): oxidoreductase activity
Source: RefSeq, a predicted model, not a curated record